CACCUGAAAUUUUGUUCAAUCCUGAAUUAAUUGGACAAGAAUAUGCCGGAAUUCAUCAAGUUGUUGUUGAUUCAAUCAAUCGUGCUGAUCUAGAUUUAAGGAAAUCGCUUUUCGCCAACGUUGUCCUGUCUGGCGGUUCAACACUUUAUAAAGAUUUUGGUACAAGGUUGUUGAAUGAAGUGAGAAAAUUGGCAGUUAAAGAUAUUAAGAUUAAAAUAUAUGCACCCCCAGAAAGAAAAUAUAGCACAUGGUUUGGUGGUUCUAUAUUGGCUGCCUUGAGUACAUUUAAAAAGAUGUGGGUCUCUGCAGAAGAAUAUCAAGAAGAUCCAGAGAUUAUUCAUAAAAAAAGUUUCUAG
Scutellospora calospora is the source of this 356-nucleotide messenger RNA. NCBI's taxonomy places the organism in Eukaryota, Fungi, Glomeromycota, Glomeromycetes, Diversisporales, Gigasporaceae. The record is from the annotation of a GenBank genome assembly.